Aphidius gifuensis is the source of this 494-nucleotide messenger RNA. RefSeq names its product 60S ribosomal protein L31-like. The transcript has 3 exons. Gene Ontology annotation, cellular component: cytosolic large ribosomal subunit; ribosome. Gene Ontology annotation, molecular function: structural constituent of ribosome. Gene Ontology annotation, biological process: cytoplasmic translation. NCBI's taxonomy places the organism in Eukaryota, Metazoa, Arthropoda, Insecta, Hymenoptera, Braconidae. The coding region runs from base 98 to 469 and encodes 123 amino acids. The record is from RefSeq and is a predicted model, not a curated record.
AGAAAAGAAAAACUGCAAUCUGCAAGGGCAGAGACAAGUUGUAACUUGUUACCUGUUGUUUUACCUGUUAAAAGAAAAAAACUUAACCAAAGAGAUAAUGGCUAAAACAAGUGAAAAAAAAACAAAAAGUGCCAUCAAUGAAGUUGUAACACGUGAAUACACUGUUAAUCUUCAUAAACGUCUCCAUGGUAUUGGUUUUAAAAAACGUGCACCACGUGCAAUUAAAGAAAUUAAAAUAUUUGCUGAAAAACAAAUGUUGACACCAGAUGUUAGAAUUGAUACAAGACUCAACAAACAAUUAUGGUCCAAGGGAAUCAGAAAUGUUCCAUUUCGUGUUCGUGUACGUUUGAGCAGAAGAAGAAAUGACGAUGAAGAUUCACCCAAUAAAUUGUACACUCUUGUCUCAUAUGUACCAGUUGGAUCAUUCAAAGGACUCCAAACUGAAAAUGUCGAUGAAAAUCUUGAAUAAAAUAAAUAUCAUUGAAUAAAUAAUA